Messenger RNA from Telopea speciosissima, 2811 nucleotides. RefSeq names its product protein FAM135B-like. The record is from RefSeq and is a predicted model, not a curated record. The transcript has 16 exons. Lineage: Eukaryota; Viridiplantae; Streptophyta; Magnoliopsida; Proteales; Proteaceae. Bases 195 to 2567 code for a protein of 790 amino acids.
ACUUCCUGCUUGUAUAUUUGUUUAAUUCAGUUAUUCUUGAUGGAAUGACGUUCGAGAAAGGUUACUUGUCUGGUUGGAGAACGAGGUUUACUAGGAAGGAGAUUCAGAGAUUUGGUGGAGACCUUGGUUUUCAGACUGUUUGAGAGGGGGGGAGGGAUGCGAGUUUCAGGGUGAUUUUGGGACGUGAAUCACUUAUGUUUCACCGUCUCCGAUUUCUAAUCGGUCGGCAUAAUAAGACACCGUCUACAAAGAGGUUGCUUAAUUCAAAGAGAAAACCGUGUGAGCCUGCCAUGUUUGAAACAGUACAGGAAGUCGCCAUCUACAUACACAGGUUUCAUAAUCUCGACCUUUUCCAGCAAGGAUGGUACCAAAUUAAAAUUACAAUGAGAUGGGAGGACGCUAGAUACACCUCUCAUGGAGCUCCUGCGAGAGUCGUUCAGUACGAAGCUCCUGAUUUGGGGUCUGAUGAUUUCAUCGGAAUAUGGAGGAUUGACGAUAAGGAGAACAGUUUCUCUACACAGCCUUUUAGGAUCAAGUAUGCUAGGCAGGAUGUUCCUCUAUCUGUCAUGAUCUCUUUUAAUCUACCUCUUGGAAAAUUUGAGGUUCCUGCCACAUCUGCUGUGAUUUUGAAGUUUGAGCUUCUGCAUGCUCCAAUAUUGGAGAAUGGGUUUGACUUUCAAGCAUCUUUGGACGCACUUCCUGCUUCCAUCCAUGAAUUCCGGAUUCCUCCCAAAGGCCUUCUGGGUUUGCAUUCAUAUUGCCCUGUUUAUUUUGAUACUUUCCAUGCGGUGCUUGUUGAUGUAAGUGUACAUGCCACUGUACUGAAAGCUGGAGCCUACACUCCUCCAAAGAAGGUAUCCAGGUUAGCCAGUGAUUCUCUUACAGUUGGAGAUGUUGCUCGUGAAAAUUGUGAUAAGUCCAAUCGAGUGUUGGACCAAGGGGCUUAUGGGGAUUCAAAACAAAUUUCAUUGCUGAAAGCAUUGCUAAUUGCUCGUGACAUUCUCCUAGAAGAACUACAAAAUCUCAGCAAGGCCAUAGAUCAAAAAGUUGAUUUGACUGAUUUUAUCUCAAAGAUGGGAAUGAAACAUGCAGCAAGCGAGCCACAGAAUGGUCUUGAGCAGAAAUCAAAUGGCAUUAUUGAUUUUGGAAGUGAUGAGGUGCUACAAUCUCUUACUAAGGAGAAUCUGUUAAGUGCUUUCAGUUCAGUGGCGAACCAACUUUCAUUUUUGUGGAAUGCAUUCCUAAAAUUCCACAGGGCUAACACAACCAAGAUACUGGAAUUCCUGAGGGAUGCAUGGGCCAAUGAUCGUAGAGCAGAGUGGUCAAUAUGGAUGGUCUACACUAAGGUUCAGAUGCCCCAUCAUUAUUUGAGAAGUGGAAAUGACGAUUCAUCUCAACAUAGUGUACGUGGAAGAGUUUCGAUUGCGAAGAAGAUAAAUGAUGAUCCAGCUGAGGCUGCACAUGCACGUGCUGAGCUUCAUCGACGAAGUAUUGCACAAAUGAGAAUAAACAACCGGUCAAUUCAAGAUAUGCAAAUCUUUGGCGAUCCUUUACAUGUCCCUCUUUUAAUUGUGGAACGGGUUGUGAAUGCUCCAUUCCGUACUACAAGUGGCAAUUCCUACUUCAGCUCUCUGGACCCGAAGGAUACAUCUUCCAUACUCAUGGAACCCAACAUUAGGGCUGUAAACAAGUUAUCUGCUGCUGGCCCACAUAGAAAUGGUCGUGUUUUGAGGGUUGUGGUCUUUGUGCAUGGAUUUCAGGGACAUCAUCUGGAUUUACGGCUUGUUCGGAAUCAAUGGAUUUUGAUAGAUCCUGGAGCAGAAUUUCUAAUGUCAGAAGUGAAUGAAGAGAAAACAUCUGGAGAUUUCAGAGAAAUGGGUUCAAGACUGGCUCAGGAAGUGACUUCUUUUCUUAGAAGGAAAAUUGAUAAAAUGUCAAGAUCUGGAGGAUUCAGAAAUAUCAAGCUUAGCUUUGUUGGGCACUCCAUUGGGAACAUCAUUAUAAGAACUGCCUUAACAGAGGGCGUGAUGGAACCAUUUCUAAGAUACCUUUAUACAUACUUAUCCAUAUCGGGCCCACACCUGGGCUAUUUGUACAGCACCAACUCUUUAUUCAACUCUGGGCUCUGGGUUUUGAAGAAGCUCAAAGGAUCACAGUGUAUUCACCAGCUUACCUUCACUGAUGAUUCAGACCUCCAAAACACUUUCUUCUACAAGCUUUGCAAGCAAAAGACAUUGGAGAACUUCAAGAACAUAAUCCUGUUAUCCUCACCCCAGGAUGGUUAUGUUCCAUAUCACUCUGCUAGAAUUGAAUUAUGCCAGGCGUCAUCAUGGGACUAUUCCAAGAAAGGUAAAAUCUUCAUAGAGAUGCUAAAUAAUUGCUUGGACCAGAUACGUUCCCCCUCCUCCGAGUGCCGAACUUUCAUGCGAUGUGAUGUCAACUUUGAUACAUCUUCCCAUGGGAAGAACUUGAAUACCUUCAUUGGUCGGGCUGCUCAUAUUGAGUUCCUAGAGACUGACAUUUUUGCGAAGUUUCUAAUGUGGUCAUUCCCAGAGUUAUUUCAAUAAUGGUGAUGGAAGACUGUGUGCAUACCUCUGUCCAGUUUUUAAUCUGUCUCUCCACAUAAAAACUCGGCAAAGCCCUAUUCACCAGCUUGGGCCAAUUUUGGAAUCAAGGAAUGGAGGUUGGAUGUGACAUAUGGUUAUGCCAGGUGAAUACUUCCAUUCGGUGCAUAUCAAUGAUUUUGGCAGACUUCAUCCUGGAGUUGAAUGUUGGAGACAUUGUAAAAUAUGAUUCAGUUUUAGGUAGGAA